AUGUCGCCUCAAACGAACGGCGUGGAUGGCGGUGGCCCCACGCGAAUCAACAUCCUGGGUAGCGAUUCCAUUAUCGUCGAACAUGGCAUCUGGGAGAACUUUGUCGCCGACGAUCUCCUCGAAAAUAUCCAGUCCUCGACAUACGUCCUCAUCACUGAUACGAAUCUGGAACACAAGUACGUCCCCAUCUUUGAGGCCGCUUUUAAGAAGACCGCCGCCCGCCUCGGCAACAGCGAGAGUCGCCUGCUAUUCAAGACUGUGCCCCCCGGCGAGACAUCCAAGGGCCGCGAGACCAAGGCUGAGAUCGAGGAUUGGCUGCUCUCUCACCAAUGCACAAGGGACACUGUCAUCAUUGCCCUAGGAGGCGGUGUCAUCGGUGAUAUGAUUGGCUAUGUGGCAGCAACUUUCAUGCGUGGCGUUCGCUUUGUCCAGGUCCCCACCACCUUGCUCGCUAUGGUGGAUUCAUCAAUUGGCGGCAAGACUGCUAUCGAUACCCCCAUGGGCAAGAAUCUCAUUGGCGCUUUCUGGCAACCAAAGCGCAUCUAUAUCGACCUGGCCUUCCUGGAGACCCUGCCUGUCCGCGAGUUCAUCAACGGCAUGGCCGAGGUCGUCAAGACGGCUGCCAUCUGGAACGAGGAAGAGUUCGCCUUCCUCGAGGAGAACGCAUCUGCUAUUCUCGCAGCUAUCCGCUCCAAGACGGCCGACCUGUCUGAGAGACUCGUCCCUAUCCGGUCUACACUUAAGCGCAUUGUCUUGGGGUCCGCCGGCGUCAAGGCCGAGGUUGUGUCGCAGGAUGAGACCGAGGGUGGACUGCGCAAUCUCCUAAACUUUGGCCACUCCAUCGGUCAUGCCUACGAGGCCAUCCUGACACCUCAGGUGCUGCAUGGCGAGGCAGUAGCCAUCGGCAUGGUGAAAGAGGCCGAACUCGCGCGUUAUCUCGGAGUGCUGCGACCAAGCGCCGUCGCCCGCCUGGUCAAGUGUAUCGCAAGUUACGACUUGCCCACGUCUCUGCAUGACAAGCGCAUCGUCAAGCUGACCGCUGGCAAGCACUGCCCUGUUGACGUGCUCCUACAGAAGAUGGCCGUCGAUAAGAAGAACGUCGGCAAGAAGAAGAAGAUUGUCCUUCUCUCCGCUAUCGGCAAAUGCUUCGAGCCCAAGGCGAGCAUCGUUGAGGACAAGGCCAUCAGAGUAGUUUUAUCUCCCGCCACACGCGUUGCUCCCGGGGUCCCCAAGGACCUCAACGUUGAGGUGACCCCUCCUGGAUCCAAAAGUGUCUCCAACCGCGCUCUCGUCCUGGCCGCUCUUGGCAGAGGAACAUGCCGCAUCAAGAACCUGCUUCACUCAGAUGACGUCGAAUUCAUGUUGAAUGCCAUUACCAAGCUCAACGGCGCUACAUACAGUUGGGAGGAUGCGGGCGAAGUUUUGGUCCUUACCGGCAAGGGAGGUGAGCUACAAGCAAGCGAGGAGCCAUUGUAUCUGGGAAAUGCCGGCACUGCUUCCCGUUUCUUGACCUCUGUCGUUGCCCUGUGCUCGCCGUCCAAGACAAACUCGACCGUGCUUACAGGCAACGCGAGAAUGCAAGUGCGCCCUAUUGGCCCCCUCGUAGAUGCCCUGCGAACAAACGGCGUAAAGGUGGAUUAUCUGAACAAGGAGAAGAGUUUGCCUGUACGAGUCGACGCUAAUGGUGGUAUCGAUGGUGGUGUUAUUGAGCUGGCAGCAACCGUCUCUUCCCAAUAUGUCUCGUCGAUUCUCAUGUGCGCUCCAUACGCCAAGAAACCAGUCACGCUCCGUCUUGUUGGUGGAAAGCCCAUCUCGCAGCCCUACAUCGACAUGACAACCGCCAUGAUGAAGACCUUCGGCAUCACUGUGACACAGUCUCAGGAUGAACCGCACACUUAUUACAUCCCUCAGGGAACUUACCAGAACCCCGAGGAGUAUGUUGUAGAAAGCGAUGCCAGUUCGGCCACAUACCCUCUUUCUGUGGCAGCCAUCACAGGAACCACCUGCACCAUCCCCAACAUUGGCUCCAAAUCCCUGCAGGGCGAUGCACGUUUCGCUGUGGAUGUCUUGAGGCCCAUGGGAUGCAAAGUUGAGCAGACCGACUACUCAACGACUGUGACCGGCCCGGCACCUGGCACGUUGAAGGGCAUCGAACAUGUGGAUAUGGAGCCCAUGACAGACGCCUUCCUCACGGCUUCAGUCUUGGCCGCAGUUGCUACUGGCGUCACGAGGAUCACUGGUAUCGCCAACCAGCGCGUCAAAGAGUGCAACCGUAUUGCAGCUAUGAGGGUUCAACUUGCCAAAUUCGGCGUCCAGAGCGGCGAACUUGAGGAUGGCAUCGAGAUCAGCGGCAAGAACUACACCGAGUUGACCGAGCCCAAGGAAGGUGUCUACUGCUACGACGAUCACCGUGUCGCCAUGAGUUUCAGCGUCCUUUCCGUCUUGUCGCCAAACCCGGUUGUUGUGCUGGAGCGCGAAUGCACCGGAAAGACAUGGCCUGGUUGGUGGGAUGUCCUGGCACAGUCCUUCAAGGUAGACCUGGUUGGUAUUGAUGCUGAGGCUGACCCGAAGGAUACCAAGAAGCCUGACGAGGGCCCAUCCGUCUUCAUUAUUGGCAUGCGUGGUGCUGGCAAGACAACGACUGGUGGCUGGAUGGCGAGCAUUCUGAAUCGACCUUUCACGGACCUUGAUUCGGAGUUGGAGCGAAGAGCUGGCAUGACGAUCCCGGAGAUCAUUCGUAAUAGCAGUGGUGGCUGGGAAAAAUUCCGCAAAGAUGAGGCGGAUCUUCUUCGCGAUAUGAUGCAGAAUCAGUCUCACGGACAUGUUUUCUCGUGCGGUGGUGGCAUUGUCGAAACACCCGAAGCCCGUGAACUACUCAUUUCUUACCACAAGAACGGCGGUGUCGUCCUUCUCGUAAACCGUGAUGAAGAUCAGAUAGUUGAAUAUCUUCUACGGGAUAAGUCCCGGCCUGCUUACACCGAAGAGAUCCGCGGGGUCUACCAACGGCGGAAGCCUUGGUUCCUGGAGUGCAGCAGCCACGAGUACCACAGCCCUUACCUGGAUGGUAUCAACGAGGCUCCUGCGGAUUUCAAGGAUUUCGUCACGCUCAUUGCUGGACAAAGCACUCAUUUCGAGAUGGUGAAGAAAAAGCAGACGUCCUUCUUCGUCUCGUUGACUGUUCCAUCUCUUUCUGCUGCGAUUGAUGUUCUGCCACGAGUGGUCGUUGGAUCAGAUGCGGUAGAGCUACGUGUUGAUCUCCUGCAAGAUUUAUCCCAAGAAUUUCUCGUCAAUCAGAUCUCACUCUUGCGCUCCUCAGCCAAGGUUCCUAUUGUAUUCACAGUCAGAUCGAAGGCACAAGGCGGACGUUUCACUUACGAGUCGGAGGAAGAGCUUCUGCCGUUGUACCGAACUGCCAUCCGCAUGGGUGUCGAGUACAUUGACCUGGAAAUGACGCUGUCUUCGGAUACUCUGGACAGCAUUUCACAAAUCAAGGGUUCCACUCGCAUCAUCGCGUCGCAUCAUGACCCCGAGGGUGUCUUGUCGUGGAAGAACGGUGGGUUCCAAUCGUGGUACAACCGAGCCCUGCAAUACGGAGAUAUCAUCAAGCUCAUCGGUGUAGCUAAGACGAUGGACGAUAAUUUUGCGUGCAAGAACUUCCGGGAUCGCAUGGUCGCUGCGCACGACAAGCCCAUUAUUGCUCUCAAUAUGGGAACGAUAGGCAAGCUCUCUCGAGUCUUGAAUGGCUUCUUGACUCCCGUUUCUCACCCGGAUUUGCCCUUCAAGGCGGCUCCUGGACAACUUUCGGCGGCUGAGAUUCGCGCCGGUUUGGCCUUGCUGGGCGAGAUUGAGACGAAGAAUUUCUACCUCUUCGGCAAACCCAUCUCGGCAUCGCGCUCGCCCGCAUUACACAAUGCGCUGUUCAAGCAGACGGGUCUCCCCCACAAGUACAGCUUGAAUGAAACCGAUGAUGCCUCGACUGUACAGGAGCUUAUCCGGUCUCCAGACUUCGGUGGUGCUUCUGUUACGAUACCGCUCAAGCUCGACAUUAUGCCGUACGUGGAUGAGAUUACAGACUCUGCCAAGAUCAUUGGUGCGAUUAACACAAUCAUCCCGCAAGCUACGACCGACGGAAAAGCUCGCUUGAUCGGUACGAACACCGAUUGGAUGGGCAUGGUUUACACGCUUCGGUCAGCUGGUGUGAGCUCAGUGUCGAAGUCAAAGCCUGGAAGCGCCUUGGUGGUGGGGUCCGGUGGCACCACUCGUGCUGGCAUCUACGCUCUCCAUUCUUUGGGCUAUAGCCCAAUCUAUGUUGUGGCACGCAAUGCCAAGAGCGCAACUGAGCUCUGCCAAUCCUUCCCCAGCGACUAUGGGCUUGAGCUGCUCGAGGAUGCCAGUCAUGUGAAGAUUCUCCCAACGGUGAUCAUCACCACCAUUCCAGCAGACAAGCCGAUCGAUCCAGCCAUGAAGGAACUUCUGGGAACAGUGCUGCGACAACCCAAGUCCGCAAAUUCCCCACGAGUGCUGUUGGAAAUGGCCUAUAAGCCGCAAUUCACUCCUUUGAUGGGCAUGGCGGAGAACUCUGGCUGGCGCACGCUCCCAGGCCUCGAAGUCCUUUGCUCUCAAGGAUUCUACCAGUUCCAACUCUGGACGGGCAUUGUGCCAUUGUUUUCGGAUGUUCGAUCCGCGGUUCUGGAUGCUUAG
Molecule: messenger RNA, 4701 nt
Organism: Truncatella angustata
Lineage: Eukaryota; Fungi; Ascomycota; Sordariomycetes; Amphisphaeriales; Sporocadaceae
Product: dehydroquinase class 1
Exons: 2
Coding region: 1-4701 (1566 amino acids)
Biological process (GO): chorismate biosynthetic process; aromatic amino acid biosynthetic process
Cellular component (GO): cytoplasm
Molecular function (GO): shikimate kinase activity; 3-phosphoshikimate 1-carboxyvinyltransferase activity; 3-dehydroquinate synthase activity
Source: RefSeq, a predicted model, not a curated record